Messenger RNA from Manis javanica (Malayan pangolin), 875 nucleotides. It is a transcript of the gene TMBIM4, whose product is annotated as transmembrane BAX inhibitor motif containing 4. The record is from RefSeq and is a predicted model, not a curated record. Lineage: Eukaryota; Metazoa; Chordata; Mammalia; Pholidota; Manidae. Gene Ontology annotation, cellular component: membrane. Gene Ontology annotation, biological process: negative regulation of apoptotic process.
UCGGCUGGUCGGGGCUGGCCGGCUUCAUCCCGGAAGUGGCGGGAGUCGUGGAGUCAGCGCACGCCCCUAAGGCCGGGGGAGUUGGGGGUUCGGUUAGCGCCAUGGCCGACUCUGACCCCCGUUACCCGCGCUCCUCCGUCGAGGACGACUUCAACUAUGGCAGCUGCGUGGCCUCCGCCAGCUUGCACAUCCGCAUGGCCUUUCUAAGAAAAGUCUACAGCAUCCUUUCCGUGCAAGUUCUCUUAACUACAGUGACAUCUAUUUUGUUUUUAUACUUUGAGUCUGUACGGACAUUUGUGCAUGAAAGUCCUGCCUUAAUUUUGGUGUUUGCUCUUGGAUCUUUGGGUUUGAUUUUAGCAUUGACUUUAAACAGACAUAAGCAUCCCCUUAACCUGUACCUGCUUUUUGGAUUUACACUGUUGGAAGCUCUGACUGUGGCCUUUGUUGUUACUUUCUAUGAUGUCUAUGUUAUUCUGCAAGCUUUUAUACUGACUACUGCUGUAUUUCUUGGUUUGACUGUGUAUACUCUACAAUCUAAGAAGGACUUCAGCAAAUUUGGAGCAGGACUAUUUGCUGUUCUGUGGAUUUUGUGCUUGUCAGGAAUCUUGAAGUUAUUUUUUCAUAAUGAGACAAUGGAGUUGGUCUUGGCUGCUGCAGGAGCCCUUCUUUUCUGUGGAUUCAUCAUCUAUGACACACACUCCCUGAUGCAUAGGCUGUCACCUGAGGAGUAUGUAUUAGCUGCCAUCAGCCUCUAUUUGGAUAUCAUCAAUCUAUUCCUGCACCUGUUGCAGUUUUUGGAAGCAGUUAAUAAAAAGUGAUUGAAAGCAGUAUACAGAAACUGAUUUACUGAGUAAUAAAGUUUGAGAUAAUAAUUA